Messenger RNA from Lathyrus sativus (Indian pea), 300 nucleotides. Lineage: Eukaryota; Viridiplantae; Streptophyta; Magnoliopsida; Fabales; Fabaceae. The record is from the annotation of a GenBank genome assembly.
AUGGAAGAAGUUAUCAACGAACAAUCAUCGGUUGAUUUUUCUGGGAACUCUGGAUCGAGAUCUAAACUUCUGAGAUAUCCGCUGUGUUCGUCGAAUAAGUUGAAGGAACUGAAGCCAGAUGCAUCUAAUAGUACCAACCAUUCUGAAUCUAAGAGAGGAAGAAAUACUCCCAUUGUAAGCAAAAGCGUGGGAGUUCUUGAUUUCUCUGCUAAGGGCAAAUCCUCAAGUGCUAAACUGCCAAGAAGGCUUUCUAAUCCUGUCAAAGCGUCUCCCACUCCAAGUCCAAACACCUGUUUCUGA